AUGGAACUUCUAGUCCUAUUCUUUCUUGUGAUAGUGGGUACCAUUGCCAAGCCCCAGGGUUACAAUUUAGCACCUCCUUCUGGGUCAUCUUUACUCCCACGAAGAUGCAGUAAAGGACAGGUGUUACAUGUGGAUGGCAGAUGCGUUACUGCAAGAGUCAACCGUCGUGUGUUCUUGUAUGAUGUGCCCAAAACUCCCAGGCCAGUAGGUCCUCCACCUUUCAUCCCUGCACCAACCGUGGAGACCAACCUAUUGUUCAUUCGAACUCCCGAAGGAGGACAAGGACCAGAUCCUAUCGUUGUGCCUCCUCCGCAAAGGGAACAUAUAGUGUACGUCCUGAAUAAACAACCUGAAGAAGUUCAAAAGGUAAUUGAAGUUCCUGCACCCCCACCGUCUGACCCAGAGGUUUACUUUGUUAACUACGCUGAAGGAGAAAACCCGACUCUUCCAAGCGGAGUGGACCUGCAGACUGCUUUGGAUGCGGCUUCGGCUAGCAGUGGUCAGGUAGUUGGGAGUACCAGUGGUUUCGGAAGCAGCAGUGGUAUCGGAAGUGGUACCAGCAGUGGCUUGGGAGUUUUGAAUGGUUUUGGAAGCAGUAGUGGUACCAGAGGCGGAAGUAUUUUCGGAAGCAGCAAUGGUUUUGAAAGCAAUGGUUUCGGAAACAGCGAUGGCUUCGGAAGCAAUGGUUUCGGAAGCAGCAAUGGCUUUGGAAGCAAUGGAUUCGGAAGCAGCAGUGGUUUCGGAAGCAUCGAUGGCUUUGGAAGCAAUGGAUUCGGAAGCAGCAGUGGUUUCGGAAGCAGCGAUGGCUUUGGAAGCAACGGUUUCGGAAGCAGCAAUGGUUUUGGAGGUAUCAGUGGUUUCGGCAUUGGUAGUAGUACCGGAAGCAGUAGUAGUUUCGUAAGCGAUAGUGGAUUUAUUUCCAGCAGUGUUGACUUAAAUAAUGGCGGGUUCAGUGCCAGUGAUGUUGGAAUCGGUGGCAUCUCGAGCGAUAUACUUACUUCAACGCCCCCGCGUUUGUAUAGAACACCUUAA
Messenger RNA from Penaeus vannamei (Pacific white shrimp), 1032 nucleotides. RefSeq names its product putative per-hexamer repeat protein 5. Lineage: Eukaryota; Metazoa; Arthropoda; Malacostraca; Decapoda; Penaeidae. The record is from RefSeq and is a predicted model, not a curated record.